This is a messenger RNA of Brettanomyces nanus, 1230 nucleotides long. RefSeq lists its product as uncharacterized. Gene Ontology annotation, molecular function: ubiquitin-protein transferase activity. Bases 1 to 1230 code for a protein of 409 amino acids. The transcript has a single exon. Lineage: Eukaryota; Fungi; Ascomycota; Pichiomycetes; Pichiales; Pichiaceae. The record is from RefSeq and is a predicted model, not a curated record. Gene Ontology annotation, cellular component: SUMO-targeted ubiquitin ligase complex.
AUGGAGGCUGUUACAGAUACGGAAUUUGACGACGAUAUACAGAUUGUUGGGGCAGUGGGGGAUGCACACCGUAGAGUGGACUCGCAGGACCCACAUGACCCACAUGACCCACAUGAUCCACAUGAUCCACAUGACCCACAAGUUGUUCCCGAUACCACUAGAAUAGUAUCCUUUGAUGAAACACAGGGGUUACCCAUUAUGAUUGUGUCAGACCAAUCUGAUAGUGACGAUAAUGAUGUUGUGAUACAGGGCGAAAGACAAAUACCACAAACCGACGAAGACAUACAGAUCACAGGGGAGCGCCAUCGAAGACCGCAUCUUCGACUUAAUAGACGACGGGGAAGGGCUGGAUAUUUUCUCAGCUUGCCGCAAGAGCAGAGAUAUGUGCCUCUAGCCGACGGACAGGAGCUGCGACAGGGAGGCGUCAGGGCACCGUUACACGCUACAUCAAGACCUCCUUAUACUCGUACCAGACAGCGUCAGCACGGCCAGAGGAACUGGCCGCGUAACAGAACCCGUCUCACCGAUUUUCUCCAAUUUCGAGAAUUCAUAGGUAACCUAUUCAGCCCAACCAUCAUGUAUGACCCUAUGGAGGUGGGCGAAUAUAAUAAUGAAUUUGGAGGAGAGGAGUUGGAUGGGAUACCUGUGUCACUGAUGGAAGAAAUCUCACGGAGAGAACAACUGGAAGAGGAUGGACGAAUAAAUCAACGUAGUAAAGUAUCGGACAGCAUGAAAGGAGUGAAGGAGAAGGAUGCGAAGAUACCAGAGACAGAGAGAUCUAUGUUCACAACAGGUAUACUUCCGAAUAACCAGACCAUUUGCGUUCUCUGUGGUGUCAAUUUGGUAGAGGGUAUACCAGAGAACAACCAGAUACUUAAUGAUGAAGAGAAGAUCAAGGAUCUUGUAUUGGUGCAAAAGAUACGGUCGCCGUGGCAGUGUUGCAGGAAAUUGACAUCUAUAGAUACAGCGCUUUCAAAAAAGGUCUUCUUUGGCAAGUGUGGCCAUGUUUAUUGUGGAAGAUGCGUGAACAAUAUCACUAGAGCUACAAAGGAGCCUCGUGCAGUGAAGGAAAAACGACAGAGAAGAAGGAGGAAGAUGAAACUGGAUAAAAUAUCGGUGACUAACCUUGACUUUGACGAUCCAGAUCUCUCUGCACCAAACAGAUGCGUUGCAAAUGGUUGUGGGAGAUUACUCAGAGGCAGGUAUUUCUUUAGAGAAUUGUACGUCUAA